This is a messenger RNA of Colletotrichum chrysophilum, 786 nucleotides long. It is a transcript of the gene BUR1, whose product is annotated as serine/threonine protein kinase, CMGC, CDC2/CDK sub. Bases 1 to 786 code for a protein of 261 amino acids. Gene Ontology annotation, biological process: protein phosphorylation. Gene Ontology annotation, cellular component: nucleus. Gene Ontology annotation, molecular function: cyclin-dependent protein serine/threonine kinase activity; ATP binding. Lineage: Eukaryota; Fungi; Ascomycota; Sordariomycetes; Glomerellales; Glomerellaceae. The record is from RefSeq and is a predicted model, not a curated record. The transcript is spliced from 3 exons.
AUGGAGUCCAGCGCGCCCAACGCCAGCGACUCGCCUCGCACUUUUGCGAUGCAACACCAGCGCCCCAGGACAAGCUUCGUAGGAUGCUCGCGAAUCACAGAUUACGAUCUCCUUGGCAAGCUGGGUGAGGGUACCUUUGGUGAGGUGCAUCGCGCGAAAUCCAAGAAGACGGGAGCCCAUGUUGCCCUCAAGAAGAUCAUUAUGCACCAUGAGAAAGAUGGGUUCCCCAUCACGGCGCUGCGCGAGAUUAAGCUUCUCAAGCUCUUAUCACACAAGAACGUCCUGCAGCUAGUGGACAUGGCCGUCGAGCAUCCCCAGAGAGCCAGUAAGUCGCUGCUGAGUCACUCGUCUCCGAACCAACAAUUCCUGACGCGGAUUGUUACAGGCGACAAGCGCAAGAGGCCAAUCAUGUACAUGGCCACGCCCUACAUGGACCACGAUCUUUCUGGUCUUCUUGACAACCCUUCGGUCACCUUUACCGAGCCUCAGAUCAAGUGCUACAUGUUACAACUUCUGGAGGGCCUCCGAUACCUGCACGACAACCACAUCUUACACCGCGACAUGAAAGCCGCCAACCUUCUCAUCAACAAUAAGGGCAUCCUCCAGAUUGCAGAUUUUGGUCUGGCUCGACACUACGAGGGACCCACGCCUAAGUCAGGGCAUGGUGCUGGGGAGGGCAAGAGGGAGUACACUGGCCUUGUCGUCACUAGAUGGUACAGACCCCCCGAGCUGUUGCUUCACCUGAAGAAGUACACAACAGCCAUUGACGUCUGGGGUGUUGGGUAA